UUGUGCGUGCAUCUGGCCAUGUCAUAGCGCAACCAUCUGCCUGAGCAAGCAAGUCAUGACCCCUUGUUUUUUCUACCCUCCCAUCCCAAGAGCUGGUAGCAGAAUCGUACCCACAUUUUCAGCGAAAGAGUUGGUGGGGUUGCUCUUGCUGCUACGUUCCACUUGUAGUACAACGACGUUGCACCUCCCUCCGAAACACGGCAGCGGCGGUACGCUGGCGAUGAUGAUGCGGGCUAUGCAUACCUCGUCCCGUGCCCCUGCACUCUUCGCUCGGGGGUUCGGGCUAGACCAAUAUCCCGCCUGCUGCGGCGGCAGCCAUUUCCUGUUUGGCAGCAGCGAGAGCUCCAUCAGCAGACGCAAUACAAGUAGCAGGAGAAGGCAACACCUCCACAGCAGCUGCAGCCACAGCAGCAGCAGCCACAGCAGCAGCCGCAGCUGCAGCAGCAGUAAUAGCAGCAGCAACAGAAGGACGAGAACCACGCCUGUGCUCGGGGCUCUGAUGUCAACACGCGCAGAGGGGGCGUCGGAAGACGUAGCAGCGUUGGGGUCGAGGAAGGAAGGGAGCAGACCAGUCGAGGGCAUGGUGCGGUCGAUCUCCCCGUCCGCUGCUGCCGCCUUCCAACAGUGUCCCCAGCUCUUCUACUACAGGUACAUCCUGGGCUUGAAGAGCCCGCCCACACGGGAAACCCUCAAGGGCAUCGCUGUCCACGAGGUGCUAUCGCUAUUUUUCACGCUAGAGGAGGGGUCUAGAGACAUUGGUCACCUGCACGAGCUUUUCCGAAAAGUCAUGAUCGGAUUAAUCGCACAGGACAAGGAGGAUCCCUCCCGCGGCUACGGCAAGCUUUUCGAGAACCAGGAGGAAGAGAAGAAGUGGGUGGUUGAGUGCCUCGACCUUGUGGCGAACUUCGCGAGUGUGGAGAGCGAUGCCAGGAACGAAGGGGAAGGAGACCCGGAGCACGUGGAGCUGAGGAUGACGCACGAGUUCGGAGGAGGUGAGACGGCAGCCGGUCGGCAUAUCGAGGAGGAGGACGGGGCGGGAGGACAAGCCGGUGAUGGUGUUGCGGCAAGCAAUACGGCAUCUUCCAUGAACGUAACGGGGAUCGUGGAUCGAUUGGAUAGGUGCCCCGACGGAACGCUGCGAGUGGUGGACUACAAGACGGGGAAGAUUCCCAACCUUAGGUACUCCAAGGCGACCAACCAGAGGAUAAUGGACGAGAAAUUUUUCCAGCUGCAGAUAUACGCCCUUUUGGUGGAACGCGUUUUGGGAGAAGUACCUGGAGAAAUGCGGCUGGUGUACCUCAAAGGACCCGCAAGUGUCACCCGCAAGAUCGAGCCUGCCGCCCUGCCCUCGGUGGAGGGUGAGCUCAGAUCCAUCUGGGACGAGAUCGCGGGGUCGGUGCGGCGAGAUAGCUUCCCCCCUCGCACCAGCAGGUUGUGCGACUGGUGCAGCUUCCAGGACCGAUGCCCGGCGUUCGAAGAGCGAUAACGACUUAGAGGGGGGUGGGGCACCCUCCAACUUGUUGCUACGAUAGCUGCAACAGCAGGAACAGCUUUUGAGAUGGUUGGCCAACUGUCUGUGGUUUUUGGAGAAGAAGCUCCGAAUUUUAGGGUCAGCGGCAUGGCCGGAGGGGGGCGCCACUGCAGGGCUUCGAUUUCGUGCAAUACGCAGGAUCGGUGUCUCGCGUUCGAGAAUGUUAGUGGGAAUACAAGGCCCGCGGUUGUCGAAAGAGGGGCGUGGCGCGGUGUAAGCCCCGUGAAUGGAAUUUGUGCGUUCCUGCCACAUGUUUAACUAAUAAAUGA
This is a messenger RNA of Ectocarpus sp. CCAP 1310/34, 1800 nucleotides long. NCBI's taxonomy places the organism in Eukaryota, Phaeophyceae, Ectocarpales, Ectocarpaceae. The record is from the annotation of a GenBank genome assembly.